Anopheles stephensi (Asian malaria mosquito) is the source of this 7880-nucleotide messenger RNA. RefSeq names its product dystrobrevin beta. The coding region runs from base 1165 to 2955 and encodes 596 amino acids. The transcript is spliced from 10 exons. Gene Ontology annotation, cellular component: synapse; plasma membrane. Lineage: Eukaryota; Metazoa; Arthropoda; Insecta; Diptera; Culicidae. The record is from RefSeq and is a predicted model, not a curated record. Gene Ontology annotation, biological process: synaptic signaling. Gene Ontology annotation, molecular function: zinc ion binding.
UCUCUCGGCACCACAAUAUUUUGGUGCUAGCUUUUCCAGCCAGCGGAUGCGUGUAGUGCAGCAGCAGCAGCUCGCCGUACCGUGCUUUUGCUGAAAGCAUUUUCCCGUGGAGCGUGUACUUUUCCACACACGCUCGCGAAAAACUGGUUAGUCGAGUUUUCGCAUCGGUCGCGUUCGGUCGUGUGCACAAAACGAAGCGAAGAAGAACCCGGAACACAAACACGCACACACAGCAGUCCAAAGUGUUGUUGUUGUUGCGGUGUGUGCGCGCGCGUCUUCCAACCACUUCCUGUGCGUGUGUGCUUUUUAGUGUUUUUUCUUUCGAUUGUUGGCUCGCGUUGUUGUUGCUGUAAUCGAUUGUUUCGCUGGGGUGAGUUUCGCGUUCGUGUUUAUUGGGCAAAUAGUGGGCUCCGGUUCGGGAUGGAGCAGUAGAGCGAGCCCACUUGAGCGGUGUGUCGGUCGGUGAGCAAGUGAAGCGAAGUGGCACGGUGGGGUAUGCAAAUUGAGAUUAAUUGCAAAUUCAAAAUACACAACCUGAACCCCGGUAGCGGAAGGUGCAGUGUGUGUGUCAGCAGUGUGGUCCAGCCUCCCUCUUACUGACGGAUCGUUCUUGCCCUUUUGGGCUAACCGUACCGCUACCGGAAAUCGAUUUCGGGAUGGUCAGUCCCCUGUGAGUAGAUGCAGCUUGCCCGCUGCUUCUUUGCCCGUUCCUUCACAUCCCGGUGAAGCAUAGCCAAUUGUGCAAAUAUCGAAACGGCAUGGAUGUGUGAAGUACCUGCGCUGAAAGCAUUAGUGGUGUGUGCAUCUGUGUGCGUGUUUGGCCCGGUUGUACACAAAAGCGUAAAACCGCGUAACGAAACACAACCUGCGCCUACUACGACGACGACGUCGAGCCAGCUAGAGCUGCUUUCCCGUACAAAUUUCCAUCCAGGCAGGCCGCUAUUGAAAGUUGCAGUCGACAGCGACAGAGAGCAAGGCAGAGAGAGAGAGAAAAACAGUCACCCAAAAACCUUCUCAAGUUGAACCUGCAGCAUAGAACACCAAGCAGAGAAUACAAACAACGCAACACCGGAUAGAAACAGGCACACCUUCAACUGAAAACCGUGUCCUUUUCCAUCACAUCUUUCCAAUCAUCCUGCCACACGAUCCAGCAAACAAACAAACAUGGAACCGAUGGAAGCCAGGGUGGCAAUGCUGCAGGACCUCAAGAUCCAAUCGUUUGACACGAUUCGCUUCGCUUCCUAUCGCACAGCGUGCAAGCUGCGAUACGUACAGAAAUCGACCAACCUGCACUUGGUCGACAUCUGGAACGUAAUAGAGGCAUUCCGUGAAAAUGGACUGAACACACUCGAGCCCCAGAACGAGGUCAGCGUGAGCCGGCUCGAAACGCUCGUCUCGUCGCUGUAUCACAAUCUAAACAAGCGGCUGCCACCGACCCAGCAGGUGCACGUCGAUUCGAAGGCAAGCUUGCUGCUGAACUGGCUGCUGGCCGCUUACUCCGGCGACAACUCGGGCAAGAUACGUGUGUUUUCGAUCAAGGUGGCACUUGCGAUCAUGUGCGCCGGCAAGAUGGUCGAUAAAUUGCGAUAUAUCUUCUCGCAAAUCUCCGACGGUGCUGGCCAGCUAAUACACUGGAAAUUGGGCGAUUUCCUGCGCGAAGUGCUUGCGCUUCCGGCAGCCGUCUUCGAGUCGCCCACCUUCUUCUACAAAGAGGGUCUCGAGUCGGAAAUCUUCCCGGUGGAGAACAAAAUCACGGUAAACGAUUUCAUGGCCGGCUUCAUGACCGAACCGGGACCGGCCUGUCUCGUGUGGAUGCCGCUGCUGCACCGGCUCGCUACCGUCGAAUCUGUCGUGCACCCGACCGUGUGUUCGGUGUGUAUGCGGGAAAACUUUACCGGUUUCCGUUACCGUUGCCAACGUUGCCAUGGGUAUCAGCUGUGCCAGGACUGUUUCUGGCAGGGGCGCGUAUCGCUGAACCACCAGAACGAUCACGAGGUGAAGGAGUACUCGAGCUACAAAAGCCCCAGCAAACAGAUUGGCCAUUCGCUGCGCAAAAGUUUCCGCUGCGUGCCGGACAAACAGAUCCAGGCCCUGCCCCGGUUUCCCGAGCAGCCCGAGAAAACGCUCAACCUAUCGCACAUUGUCCCGCCGUCACCGUUGCCGUCACACAACGGAUUCCCUGACGGGGGUAUACCGGGGCUGUACGAUCGCAGCAGUACACUGGACUCGCGGGCAACCGGAUUAUCGCUCGACAGUAACGGUACGUCCGGAACGCGUGGUGGAGCCGUUAAUUCCAACGAUGAGGAGCACAGACUGAUCGCGCGAUACGCAGCACGCCUAGCACAGGAAUCACGGACGCCCGGUGGAUCCGCGCCCGAUCCGGUGCAGAUAGGGCUGGACAGCUCACGGGCCCAGCGUGAACUGAUCAUGCAGCUCGAAUCGAAGAACAAGGAGAUAAUGCGCGAAAUUCAGAAACUACGCCGCCAGCAGGAAGCGGAACAGGUCGCACCGGAAAGUCCGGCCCUGAUGAACGAGCUGCGCGCCCUUCGCCAGCGGAAGGGCGAGCUGGAGGGCCAUCUGGGAGCGUUGCAGGAUUCGCGGCGCCAGCUAAUGGCACAGCUCGAGGGUCUCAUGCGGAUGCUUAAAAACCAUCAAACGCAGAGCCCCCGGUCGACGCCCAACUCUAGUCCACGGUCGGGUAAAAGCCCACCGAUACCGCAGGGACCACCGAUGCCAAACCAAGGUUCACGGCAGGGACCGAUGAACCCCGGCGGUUCCGGAAUGCCACCCAAUGUACCACCCGGUAUGCUUCCGCCCGGUGUUGGUGGAAUGCACGGGCAGGAUCCGCACAUGGGUCCCGGAGGCGGUGGUAUGGAUAUGCGGGGAUACGCACCAAAUGGAAACAACAGUUCAUCCCCACCGGAAUCGACGUUCCUGAAGGAGCGCAGAGUUUAGUGUGUCUGUGUGUGCAUACUUUAGAGAGAGAGAGGGAAAAUAAACCACAUUUCCAAAACCGGUGGCCCAAACCUGAUUCUCUCCCACCGAAAAAAGCCGACCACCGGGCAAACGACAGGCAGGCAACGUGUUAGAGGUUAAUCGCCCACCCUCUCCGCUCGAAAAGGAGGAAAAGGAGUCGAAAGCUUCCUAGCAGUUCAAACACAAAAACGAAUCUUCCAUCGAUAAAAGACAUACAAGGACACACAUGGUUGCAAAAAGACAAACAAAAAAGGAUAAUAAAUGUAAUAUCACGUCCACAGAACAGAACAGAUAUUCUCAGAUCGAUAUGAUGUGGUUGCUUCUUCAAACACAAUGCUCAAACUCGCCCCAAUUCAAAACUCUUCUCUACCCAGACACACUUUACCCCACCGCACUUCAUCGUUAGCCACGGAAAUCUUCUUCUUUUCGCUAUUUUUGCAAUUGCUAAAGGAUUAAAAAAAAAAACCCGGCGUCAUUCCCCGACUUGUACUCUCCUCUGUCCCGCGGACGAGAGGGAGCAAAGUAAAAUGUGUGCAGUUUUUUGUUUUGGUUUUUGACCUUAAGUUGCUGAUUUUUGGUAAGCGUUAAGUAGAAUUUUAAUUUUGUUCCCGAUAUACGCCGACACCAAUUAAAGAAGGAAACACCAAAAGAUGAACCCCUUUUUUGCCAUUACUUUUUUGAUGCAAUUACAAUAAUUUACAAAACAAAUGUGCAACAUUUUUUUGCUACAAACUACUAGCAUCGCUCACGGUGAUACCCUUUUGCUUUGUUUGAAAUGCCGAUUCCUUUAUCCUUCCGUUCAUCAUAAUCUACACAGCAGUAACGCUUUGCAUUAAAAAAUUGAUUUAAAAUAGGCUUUAAUUUCAAUGGCGAUGAAAAUAAAGCUUCGACGGAUAAUGUAAUGAACUGAAUUUGGCUCGAAUCAACUGGUACCAGCAGAUCAUUUCUUUUUGAGCCUUAUCUUUUAAAUGAUCGAAACAGUUCCUCUGAUAAAGGUUUGCUCUAAUCUUCUCUAAUUUAAUAAAAAUCUAAUGAUAGUUGAUGAGAUCAGUAAGGAGAAAAAUUCCAAAUAAUUUCUAUCUUAUCUAGAAGAAUAUACGGCCGGCCCUCUUCUUCUUCUGCUUUUUUGGUCUGACGACCUCAGAGGUUAUGCCAGCCUUCCUAGUCUUAUUGAUACCGCAUAGUUGGACAGUCCAUCCUCACUAUGAGGGUACGGCCCAAAAUGGGAUUUGAACCCCGGUCCUGCCGUUUGAAUAAGGUCCCAAAGAUCCGAAGCCUCUAUAAAUAAACGAUAACAAAAAAACAUCAUAUAAAACCACAUGUUGUUGAGAAGAUCGCUGGGAUACAAGAGCUUUGCACAAAAAAGCCCCCUAUAAACCAGUCUGUUUUUUAAUGCUCACGUUACUGUACACAAAUCCACACAGUUUUCAAAACAAACCCCAAUUUUUCCAAUGCCGUUGGGCUCGAAAAAACAUACAUACCCACACACAAAAACCACAAUAUAACAACCCAAAACACGCAUGAUCGAUCUUAAAACGAUGAUCGGUUUUUUUUCUUCGAUCGUUUACUUUCUUACACGCAUGCCUCUGCCAAACACACACGCUCGAAACAACAACGCUCACAACACAACGACAACAAUGGCAAACUGCCUGCCUUCACACGCUCGCAACAACGAAAUUUGGUGAAAUUGUGUAACAAAUGAAACGAAACACUUCAACCCACCCACCCAACAACCCACCUACACCACCCACACCGAUUGGCAACUGGUUCUUUACACCUAUCCCGAUAAAAAACAAACACCGAUACACAAACACUGUGAUGCCGCUGCUAAUUGCGACCAAAAUUCUAAUGCAAACAAAACCCCUGUCCUACCGCUACCUAACAAACAAUCAACAACCAACUACAUCCCGCACGCAUAACGUUACUGCGUUACCUACUUAUCUUGCCCUACCGUCCCCGGGGGCCGGGUUGACACGGGAAAUCUCCAGUUUUCUAUGCACACUACGAAGGACAUCUUCCGCCCGGCGUCGUACAUAAGCCGCCGAUGCGCUACUUUUCAGAGGGAUCCGACGAUGACAGUAUCGCUUCGUCGCAGCACACGAUGCGCCAUUCGCUAGACUUUGACGAGAUGCACAUGACCACGCACGAGUGGAGCGAAAAGGAUAAUACUCAAUGGCAGGAACAGUUUGCUGCCUGGAGCUUAAAUUCGCAAAACCAGUGAACCACCGGACAGCAGUGCAAUACUUAAACCCAGUGCAACAAACAAAAAAAAAAAACCCGCAACCUCUCUAGCUUCAAGCAAAUGCAAGCAGGUGGGCAAACCGGUCGCCCCCCAUUACGCACGACAUCCUCUUAACGUUGUAUUACGUUUAGUGUAUCACUAAGGAACACAUUGCAAGAUGGGACUGACGCUUACGAUCCCGGUGUAUUACGAUCGCCACCGUGUUGAAAUGGUCCUGCAAAAGGGCAGCAGCAGGAUCUCUUGUUUCUAUCUGUUAUCGAUAACCUAUUUUUACCUAACAUUUUAAGCAAAGCGUCACACGAGAAAGCGUACAAAGAAAGGAAAAACGAUUCGUUUAAAGCAACAAUGCAAUACGAGCGGCAAUAUUCACUCAUUCCAAGCACCGCGUGUCAACGACGAUUUCGCAACCAAUUAACGUAGGGAAAUGGAUUAGUUCGUUAGGAUUUUUUUAUUUUAUCAUUGUGUUGUGAGCAGCUCUGCAAGAUUUGCAACAGUCAUAUUCUCUCUUGCCAGAAAUACGAAAAAAUGGGAUUUCAUUUUCAACUUCAGUUUUAUCACUUCAUAGUGAAGUCUUCCAUAUGAUUUUGCUUUACCCUUUUUGUGUUCCCAGAGUCGUGCUAGAUGUGUUAAAUUAAUUUUAUGUACGUUUGUUUCGCAACGCUGUUGUGUUGCGCCCGUGGAUGAUUUUAAUAAAACAUUUUUUCUUCUGUUAGUACUAUCUUGCGUUUUAUCAUUUUUUUAGAAACUUUUUUACACUAAACCCUCCUUUGUAUCCGCCACACCCGGUCCGAUGAUCGUGUUAUCACUGAGGACUGUUUCGCCCUUUUUCAAACCAGCAAUGCGCGGAUUGCCGACCAUCGGUGGGGCUGUUUUAAUAGUUUAAAUUCUCCUCACAGCAGGCGACAGCAUCACGUUAGCUGAACCGUACUAGCUUAAGCCAAUCAUCCUUAUCUCGUGUAGUAAAACUUCGUUCCGAACAUUAAAUCUCCUACAGUCAGAGGGUGGUCAACGGAGGACUAAUCGAAGGGCUAUUAGACUGGAAGAAAUCAAUCAAAUUCAUAAGCUUCUUCUCUACUGUGUAAAUAAAGCAAUUCGAUCGAGAAGUGAGCAUAUUGGAACAGAUUGAAAAAUAUCUAAAAAUCGUACGAAAAAAAAACCCCACAUACACACACCCUAGUAAAUGAUCAUCGAUAGAAUAAUCAAUGCGUGGUGGUGUGUUCCAGUUUAGAGAAAGGCAGAUAAAAUCACAAAAAAAAUCAUUAAAUCAAAUUAACUCAAACCUUUAAGCAUUUCCCACGCAUUUGUCCAAAGGAAUUAAAGAGAACACAAAUCGCGGUGGUAGUCGAAAACGGAAGAAAGUCUUUACGCUACACCCCUACACCAUAGAAUCUUACUUCCCAUCUCAUCGAUAAUAUCGCAUAUCGCUUAUUUGUAUGAAAGAUGCAGUGCAGUGCUUCAAACGAAACUGCGGAACAAUCUUGAAAUUGAACAAUUGCUCCGCUUAAGGGAACAUUUACUAAAAAUAAAACAGUAAAAGAAUUUUACUAGCGCCAAAUCGGGACUACCCCCAUGGCCGGAUGGGACGGAUUAAAGAGAUGCUACGGGCUUGGUAGUUCAGUAUCAUUUUCAUUACAUUAGACCAAUUGUUCGACUUCCAUGUGUCCCCCGAUAUCCGUUUGAAGUACUGUAUUGUUGAAGAAAAUAUUUGAAUUAAAAAUCGAAGACAGAAAACGCUCCGAUCUCGUCGACAACCGGAGUGGCGUUGGUGAAUACUAAUAUACCAGUAGCUAGCAAACAACACAGUAACACAGUACCGAAUUCGAUUUACUUCUUCAAUUGCACUAACCAACGGAACUGUGCAAAAAAAAGGGGGGUGGUGGCCAUAUGACUUCUUGUCUGCUGCUUUUACUUUGUUGGAAGCGUAUUUGCAGUGCAGUUGAUAUUAUCCUCUUAUCCCAAACCCCUGUUUCGACCCUUAAAAGAAAAUCGCAGUACCGUGUUUGCAGCUCGAUUGAGAUGAUUAAUCCAACGUGCGGCCAUACAAAUAUACUAAACCUAAGCUCGGAGUAAUAGAAUUUGUUUGACGAAACGUUACACAUGUAAGUAGUAGCCCACAAACAAGCGGUGACGGUUCCAUCAUCUAAACCAACCAUACUCCGGUCUAUAACAAUACGGUGUAGAUAGACAAACGGUUUUAAAACAGGUUCCGUGCCAGGUCGGGAGGGCAAAUUAUAGUCAAAUAUACAAUCGCAGGCUUAUUCCGAUGUAGAAUUAACCUAUCGAGAAAAAAUAAAACUCAACAAACUCAGUUUCAAGUCGAAAAACCCGCGAGUGGUUUCCGAGACCGAGAGUGAGUGAGUGAGAGAGAGAGAGAAGAACCCCGUUUAGGGAAAUCGAUCCUGUACACUGGUGCACACGCCCGGUGCCGAGCAGCUGUUCGAGAGUUUAACUUCUUAGAAUUAUCAUUACCCGUAACAAAGCGUUACAUUAUUGAUUCACGAAACCCGGGGAAAACCCCAAAGGUAGGAAGAAGGAAAAGGAGCUGGAAAUUUGCUUGCAAACCGGGGAAAACUGUGUCGAGCGGAAAUGAACCAGCGCCUAUGUUUGGCGCAUUUCACUGUUACGAAUAAAACAUACAAGACUAAAGGACUAUAAUACAGCU